Molecule: messenger RNA, 1383 nt
Organism: Eutrema salsugineum
Lineage: Eukaryota; Viridiplantae; Streptophyta; Magnoliopsida; Brassicales; Brassicaceae
Exons: 4
Coding region: 1-1383 (460 amino acids)
Source: RefSeq, a predicted model, not a curated record
AUGGCUUCAGCUAGCGGCUCAAAGGAUUAUCCCCAAAGAUUGUACCCGGAAGGCAAAUCUCCUUUGCUGAAGAAGAGUUGUCAUCAUAACUGCAAGCUUCAUGAGUUCAUCAUGAUGAUCAGGGAUCACCUUGGGGAUGAAAUUUACAACGACAUCAUGAAUAAUUCUCAAGUUGGCGUGCUACUGAAGCUUGCAUUGACUUCGUUCAUAUGGAGUGCUAAGACGGUUCAGUAUUUUGUGAGCAACCAACUGAAGGUUGAUAGGAAUCAUGAGUUAUGGACUCUUAUUGGAGGUCGCCCGGUUAGAUUUUCACUCUUAGAGUAUGCUGAAAUCACGGGGCUAAACUGUGACCCAAUUGAUCCCAAUGACAAGUUGGAAAUAGAUCACACCGAAUUUUGGGCCGAGAUUGGAGUGAGAGGUGGGGAAGGCCCUAAUUGGAAUGAGUUAGAAGCUCAGAUGAAAACUUGCCAAGCAUGGACUUAUGAGAAGAAGAAGAUGUUGACGUUGCUUUUCAUUUUGCAUGUUGGUGUAUUGGGACUUCACCGCAACAGUCGAAUCCCAUUGGCUUUAGCCAAAACAGUUAUGGAUGAAGCAGCUUUCGAGAGACAGCCGUGGGGUCGUCAUGGAUUCCAUGAACUAAUUUAUUCCCUCAAGAUUGCUAACUUGGGGGGAGCACGAUACACUCUCCACGGAUGUGUACAGGCAAUGCUUGUUUGGGGUUAUGAGUGCAUCCCUAUAUUGGCUGAGAGAGCAGGGAAAAUACGCCCCGAUGUAGAUGACUCGGUUGUUCCUCUUCUUAGGUGGACUUUAUCACGGUGUCGUUAUGUUUUCGAGACUCUUUUGGAGAUGGAUAAGAGUGAAACCGAUGACCACAAGGUUCGGGUUAGACAUCUACUGGUGGUGAAGCCCUUGGAGGAAAUAUAUCCUGUCUGGGAAGGUGAACCCCGACGUGUAGACGUCGAUAUAAAGAUGCAUAACAUGAUAUGCGAUAUUCUGGAUGGAAGCUUGGAUGAGGGGUUCUGGGAAUCUCCCAAAAACGUAGGUGGCGAUACAACAGGUGGCGCUUCAACAGUUCAGACGCCGAAACAGUCGAAGACGAAGUUGGAAACUCCACGCGUGGAGAAGAAAAAGAAAGAGAAGGUGAAAGAGGCUGAAGCAACGGAUUCAACUCCGAGAAGCAAAAGGAGAAGGGAAAGAGAGGCAAGGAAAGAAGAGAAGGAGAAAAAGAAACGUAAGAAGGAGGAUGAGGAAGAAGAUGAUGAUUUUAACUCGCCGACCACCUGGAUAAGAGGAUUGCCGUUAUCGAGGAUAAACAUGAAGAGAAAGAGGAGGCCAUGGCGAAUUCUGGGAACAAGAUUCCAAAACCUCACCGAAAACCCCUAG